Messenger RNA from Blepharisma stoltei, 902 nucleotides. NCBI's taxonomy places the organism in Eukaryota, Ciliophora, Heterotrichea, Heterotrichida, Blepharismidae. The record is from the annotation of a GenBank genome assembly.
AUGCUUAACUUCCCAAUUAGUAAGUAAUUUCUUGUUUAUUGGCGGGGUUUAGCACACAAAUUUUCAAAGCAAAUUCAUAUGAAUAGAUUGAAAAUUACUUAUUAUGGGGGGUAAAUGCCCAAAAUUUGCAAUUUUUACAUUUUAUCUGAAUAUCUGCAAUAAUAAGCAAAUUUCGAUCUAUUCAUAUAAAAUAUAUUAUUUUGAAAAUCUUGUGCACAAACCCCCCACUGACAAGCAAGAACUUGAUUAUUACUGGUGGGAGUAAGAGCAAAUCAAAAACCAAAAGAGUCCCAAAGCUUUUCCUCAAUCAAAUAUUGACAAUAGCUUCCCCAUAUGCUUCUUCAUCUAAACCUACCACAAAGCGACAUCAAGAUACCGUUUUGAUGACAAAACACCCUACACUUCAUCGACGAAUAGGCUCAGAGUGCAUAAUUCGUCCGGCCACCUCAAAACGAAAACUAUCAAUUCCUUACUCAGGGUCCCCUCAAAUGCUCCCAAAACCCAAAUCAGCUGCUCGAAUUCAUUCAAAUAAGCCUAUCAAUGUUUUAGCUCCUUUAAAUUUGCAUGAUAAAAUCAAAGCAUUUUGCGAGCCUGAAGUUAAUUUUCCUAUAUCUCCAAGAAGUACAGCUAUGAAUGAAUUAGCAGAAUAUUAUGAAAAGAAAGCAAGUUUAAAAAUUGGGAAAGCUGUAAGCCAAUCGCCAUUAAAGCGCAGGGAAAUAAAGACUAACGACGAUGCUUUGGAUUCUUUAAAUUUAUCGCCAAUUUCGAUAAAAGAUGAUAUAACGUCUUUUUUGCUGAAAAGUUCAGCAGGAUCUCAGCCUAUAGAAAAGUAAUGGAUAUUUAGGUAUGACAAAAGUUUUAGAAAGCUGAUUAAGGUUUUGGGAAAAGCAAGUAAAUCGUAG